CCCUGCAGAAACAGCACGAUGCGAACCCGGAGACAGCAGGCGCCUCCUCCUUCCACGAGAAUGAACUUGAGGAGUUACCGGAGUUCGCCUCUGGUUCCCUUAGAGUCCUCCUCCUCCUCUUCCUCAGACGAUAGCUGUGACAGCUUCGGUUCCGAUGGAUUUGCAGCUACGAAGAGGCCCCCUCGACGGGCACAGAGCUCAGUUCAGAACCGCAAAGUAUCAGCCCCCUCUGUGUGCGAGGACGAAGCCUGUCGGGGCUUUGAGGAAGACUCCUUCAGUAAAGACAUGAGUGCCAUGAAAAUGGAGUCUGACUCUGAGACGUCUGAGCUGCAGAAGAGAUCUCGCCGCUCCUUCACACUUCGAGUGGCCAUGAAGUUCCCCAGCAGAAAAGCCAACCAGAAGAAACCUGUGAGCCCACAUUCCGCCUCCAGACCCAGAGACCCUGAGUCAGACCCUGAGGGGGUGGACGACUUCAUUGUGAAGCGCGCUCUCAACAUCAAAGAGAACAAAGCAAUGUUGGCUAAGCUAAUGGCAGAGUUAAACAAAGUCCCCGGACUCGUCCCUCAGAGAAUGUCUCUGCCCGUGACCAAUGUGCCCCGCCGUGGCCCUCGCCGUUCGCUGGCAAGCCCUGGGGUCCUCCGGAGGAACCCGGAACGUCUGACGCGGCCCCACACCCGAUCCCGCUCCCUGGUGGAAGGCCCGCCCACUCCCCCGUCUGAAGAGCACCCAGAGGAUCGCUUUAACCUGGUGCGGAAGAGCAGAUACUGCGAGGAUGAUGACGAACCGGAGCCCCGACGUCGGCGCAGCUACAAUGGCAUUCUCGCCAUCCCUCACGUUGUGAGGCCCGUGGAUGAGAUCACCCAGGCCGAGCUGGACGACAUCUGCGUCAACGUCCGGGAUAAGAUCUACAACCGCUCCACUGGCACCACCUGUCACCAGUGUCGGCAGAAGACGAUCGACACAAAGACGAACUGCCAUAACCCGGAGUGUGUGGGGGUUAGAGGGCAGUUCUGCGGCCCCUGUCUGCGGAACCGCUACGGAGAGGAUGUCCGGAAUGCGCUUCUGGACCCUGAUUGGCGCUGCCCCCCGUGCCGCGGCAUCUGUAACUGCAGCUUCUGCCGGGCCAGAGACGGUCACUGUGCUACAGGCGUGCUGGUCUACCUGGCCAAGUACCACGGCUACAACAAUGCCCAUGCCUACCUGAAAAGUUUGAGGAAGGAGUUGGAGGAGAACAAGUGAGCCGGAACAGCGCUCCGGGUUGGUCCCCACGAUGGCCCGCCUUCAUGUUCCGCUCUGUUCUUUCUGGGAUUUCGGAGUUUCAUCACAAGUUCCUGUGCCUUUUAAGUAGACAGUUCACUGGUCUACAUUUUAAAUGUUAAAAUGUACAUUGUUUUAAAUGUAUACACUUACCAAGUUGUAGGUCACUUGGUGGCAUUUUUAAAACAUUCAGAAAGCCUGUACUGUAAAAUACUGAUGGUAUGUUGUCAUUUAACCAAAAUGCGAAUUUUAUGAAAGUGUUAAUCCAUGAGUAGAUAAUCACGUUUCAAAUAACUGAUUGUUUAAAAAGCCAUUUGAAAGCCUUUUUUAAAUUGAUUUUUUGUUGCCCCUUUGUAUUUUGACUUGUGGUCAAAUAAAGACCCCGGGGACCAGUAA
Messenger RNA from Electrophorus electricus (electric eel), 1653 nucleotides. RefSeq names its product cell division cycle associated 7a (gene cdca7a). Gene Ontology annotation, biological process: regulation of DNA-templated transcription. Gene Ontology annotation, cellular component: nucleus. The record is from RefSeq and is a predicted model, not a curated record. Lineage: Eukaryota; Metazoa; Chordata; Actinopteri; Gymnotiformes; Gymnotidae.